Molecule: messenger RNA, 3090 nt
Organism: Anopheles marshallii
Lineage: Eukaryota; Metazoa; Arthropoda; Insecta; Diptera; Culicidae
Gene: Trf4-1
Product: terminal nucleotidyltransferase 4B
Exons: 6
Coding region: 1-3090 (1029 amino acids)
Biological process (GO): RNA 3'-end processing
Cellular component (GO): nucleolus; TRAMP complex
Molecular function (GO): mRNA binding; poly(A) RNA polymerase activity
Source: RefSeq, a predicted model, not a curated record
AUGGACCCAGCAGUGGCUUGGUAUCAGGAGGAACAGGACGGUCCGUCGAAGCUGGUCUGGAUGCGUAUUUGGGAGACUAAUUCGGAUCUGUAUGGUCCCCUGCACGCUAAUUACGGUCCGGGCAGCAAUAAUGGACAGGAAACGUUGAAGGGUCCUGCAUCCCGUGGUGGCGGUACCGGCGAUCAAAAGCCACACGACCUGCUGCAGUUCAAUAACUCCAACAGCGGGAACAACAACGGUAUCGGCAAUCACCAACAACCGUCACCGGCAAUCGAAUCGGCGGGGAAAAAUAUUAGUAACAGCUCGAACAAUACUGGUACGACAACUGCCAACAGUGGUAACGCUGGUAACGGUGGUAACGCACCACUUUCAAACAGUAGUAUACUAAACGCAAACAAUAACAACGCAGUAAACGCGUCCGUGCCGGGGAAUGGUAACGGCGGAAACAAUAAUUCUAACAACAACGUCAGCGGUGGCACGACGAACGGCGAGUUGACAACGGGCGGCGGUAACGGCUGCACCAACAACAACAACAACAAGGGUGGAUGCGGAACCGGAACCGGUCUAGUCAGUAGCGAGAAGAAUUAUAACCCGGUGCGCAAGAAACUGGGCAGCAUGAUGACGGACAAUAAGGCCAGCACCUUUAACAUGAACAAGCAACAACACCGGCUGAUCGGUGUCCACGGUGGAUGUCCCUGGCGUCCGCCAAACUUUAAGUACGGCCGAGGCAUUAUUGGAUUACAUCAGGAGAUAGAUCAAUUCUACGCGCACAUGAUUGCAACACCUACCGAGCACGCCCUCCGGGUGAAUGUGGUUGGCCGGAUAGAACAGAUCGUGCUGAAUCUCUGGCCCUCGGCAAGGGUGGAAAUGUUCGGUUCAUUCCGAACAGGGCUUUACCUACCAACUAGCGAUAUCGACUUGGUUGUAAUCGGACAAUGGGCCAUGUUGCCGCUGCGCACGUUGGAGAUUGAGCUGAUCAAUCAAGGCAUCGCGGAACCCAACUCUGUCCGGGUGCUCGACAAAGCAUCAGUGCCGAUCGUGAAGCUGACCGAUCGACAGACACAGGUGAAGGUGGACAUUUCAUUUAACAUGGAAUCUGGCGUACAGUCGGCGAAGCUGAUCAAGGGCUUCAAGCAGGACUACCCGGUGUUGGAGAAGCUGGUGCUAGUGCUGAAGCAGUUUCUGCUUCAGCGCGAUCUGAACGAGGUGUUUACCGGUGGCAUUUCUUCCUACUCACUGAUACUGAUGUGCAUUAGCUUCCUGCAGCAGCAUCACCAAAAGCCAAACGCCUGCUCCAAUCUGGGCGUACUGUUGAUUGAGUUUUUCGAGCUUUACGGUCGCAAGUUUAACUACAUGAAGAUCGGCAUUAGUGUAAAAUCGGGACGGUACAUACCAAAAGAAGAGUUGCAGCGAGAAAUGAUAGAUGGCCAUCGACCGAGCUUGUUGUGCAUAGAGGAUCCACUUACCCCGGGCAAUGAUAUUGGCCGUUCUUCCUAUGGCGCGUUGCAUGUGAAGCAAGCGUUUGAGUAUGCUUACAUUGUGCUCGUCCAAGCUGUACUACCCUUGGAUAAGAAUCUAAACGACUGUAACCGGCAAAGCAUAUUGGGCCGAAUAAUACGUGUGACGGACGAAGUGAUCGAGUAUCGCAAGUGGAUAAAGGAUACCUUUGAAGAAAAACUGACUCGGCAACCAAGCUUACAGCCGCUAACAACUACGACGGUUGUUUUAAGCGACCAUUACCUACCGCUUCAACAGCAGCAGCAACAGGCACGCCACUUAUCUCAGCAGCCAGUAAUUCAUCACAUUCACCAGCAGUAUCCGCGGCACGUCAUCCGAAGGCGACCGAGCUCGUCGAGCGUGGAGCUGUCGGAGGAAAGCAUGGAUAGCGAUGGGGGAGGUGCUAGUGGGGACUUUCACUGCAACACGUCGACGACCGCCCGUGAUAUCUCGCCGUCAUCGUCCGCAGCCGGCCUAACGACCCGUUCGCCACCGAUCGAGCUGCAUCACGAGCUGAACGGUGGCCCGGCACCGAUCAUGAUGCUAACGACGACGGCAACCCCCCACCUAGCAGCAACUACGGCCCAUCCGCACGAUUUGCUAAUAGAAGAGAACAAUUUGCUAAACAUGACCCACCAUCAGCACCAUCCGCAGCAGCAAUUAUCGGCGGAUCCGAACGGUAUCGUCGAUACGCAGGUGAUCAGCUACAACAACAUGAACAAUCGUCGCAUCGUACCGUCACCAAAUCAGCAUCAACAGCAGCAGAUUGUCAGCAGCAACAAGAACCUGUACAGUCGCAACAGCUCGGAGCGUAUCCCAUCGAGUGGUGCGACCGUCAACAUAUUGACAAAUGGCGGUGGUAAUAACAAUACCGGUGUCCAUGGCGCUGUGUACAACAUGCAACCCCAUCAGCAACAACAGCAGCAGCAUCAUCAGCAAAUGGGCCAAACGACGACAAACAACGGGUUGGUUCGUCAUAAUAGUAAAAAUCGUCGAACGGCCGCCAGCAUGCUCAAAAUCCCCACCAACCCGUCCCCGGUAUACCCUUCCACCGAUCUUACCGGUCUCUCCAGUGUAAGCAAUUGCAGCAAUAACAGUAGUAAUAGCAAUAAUCUACUCACCGGCAUGGUUGUAAAUGAUGAAAACAAUCUUCACUACCGUUCGGGCAGCCCGAAGGCCACCACCGUUGUUGGUGGGUUGCCACUGCUACCGUCGAAUGCGCUCGCGGGCAGUAAUGUGGUGAUAGUGGCCAGUGGUGGAGGCAGUUCGGUUGUGCCGAGUACGGCCAAACUGUACGGAAGCAGCGGAAGCAACAGCAGCAGCAGUGUGAGCAGUAGUAGCGGCGGCGGCACUAUCAAUAGCAAUGCCAAUUCCUCUAGCAAUAGCAACAAAAAGUCCUCCCAUAGUGGUACAAAUUCCUCGAAGCGCAAAAAGACUGUAUCGCCGGGGGAAAAGAAGACGGGUCCGAUGGCGGUGACGACGGGACCAACAACUAUCAGCUACGGGCUGACGAUGGCCGGUGGGGUUGGUAGUGUGGCCGGUAGUGGUGUUGGUGGCGGUAGCGCGGCAACGGCCAGCAUGGAUAGCCGAUGA